AUGUUAGGUUGCAAACCUGCAACUACACCGAUCGACCAGAAGUUUAAGCUGGGUACUGAAGCUGGAGAACCAGUUGAUCGUGACAGAUACCAAAGGCUGGGUCAUAUGGACGCAGUGUACCAGAUACUAAGGUAUUUGAAGAAUGCCCCCGGAAAAGGGCUAAUCUUCAGGAAGAAUGAACACAUGAGCAUCGAGGGUUAUUGCGACUCUGAUUGGGCUAGCUGUGCUGAUGACAGGAGAUCCACCUCAGGAUAUUGUAUCUUUGUAGGAGGCAACUUGGUCUCGUGGAAAAGCAAGAAGCAAUCGGUGGUAGCGAGAUCAACAGCUGAAGCAGAGUAUAGGGCCAUGGCCUUAGGAGUUACAGAGUUGUUGUGGUUGAAGAGAAAUGAGAAAAAACACUUUAAAGAGUUGAAAGCCCUACACAUUCAACUUGAAGGAAAUAGGAGAUGCGCGUGA
Asparagus officinalis (garden asparagus) is the source of this 456-nucleotide messenger RNA. RefSeq lists its product as uncharacterized. The record is from RefSeq and is a predicted model, not a curated record. Lineage: Eukaryota; Viridiplantae; Streptophyta; Magnoliopsida; Asparagales; Asparagaceae. The transcript is spliced from 3 exons. Bases 1 to 456 code for a protein of 151 amino acids.